AUGGAUGGUGUUACCUAUCCUUAUUUUGAAGUGACAGGCAAGAAAUUAAAUCAUCCGUUACUUAAAAGAUGUUCAAGUUUGGUAGAUGCGGAUUCAAAUAAAGUGUACGAUGAGUUGCUGAAGAAAUCAUACCUUCUACCCGAAAAUGGGCAUAAUAUUGUGAUUAUUCAACCGCAUAUAAAAGGUGCAUUGUACAAGAGGAUCAACAACAAGUUUCCGUAUUUACCUAAAAGUGAUCCUAAUGUAGACGAAUCUAUCGCUCUUGUAGAUUCAUUAGGAUUUUCGACUACCGUUGGUGUGAUAUUUUGCAAUAUAAAAGCCGCCAACACUAAUAGAGGAUCGUUUUUUAAUAAAGGUAUAUGGCAAAAUGUAUCAGAUUCUGUAAUUGCUUAUCGUGAUGGGAAACAGUCUGUUCAGACUGCUGAUACACUUCUUAACGAAGAAAAUAACGCAUUCUCUGAUCAUAUCGUCAAAAAUCUUCGAUCUCGUACUCCAGAAGCAAAACUUCAAGCAAAGUUAGCUGAAAUCAGAUUGCUUCGAGCUCGUAUUCCAGCAUUUUUUGAAACACCUAAUAUGAUUAAAUGUUUGAUUGAUAGAUCUGAUUUCGCUACAAAGGAACGUUUACUACAAAUACUUAAUCAAACAGAAGCUAGUCUUUUAAAUCAAUUGGAAAAAAUUUCCAAACAACGUAUUCAUCAUAGGCGUAAUCAUAGACGAGAUAUGGAGAAACAUCAUUUACCUCUAGUGGAGUUAUCUAGGGAAGUGUAUUAG
Molecule: messenger RNA, 771 nt
Organism: Schistosoma rodhaini
Lineage: Eukaryota; Metazoa; Platyhelminthes; Trematoda; Strigeidida; Schistosomatidae
Source: the annotation of a GenBank genome assembly